AUGAUACUUUUAUAUCAAUUUUUUGCAAUAGCUUUUGCAAAAAUUUACGUUCACACCCCAGAUUCCUUGAAGGAACAAAUAAAAAACAAAUACAACACAAAUAUAGAGUAUGGACCCUUUUAGCUCUCCAUAGUGCUGAUUUCAGCCUGUCGGAUAAGAUUCGUCAGGCUUGAGAUGACCCCAAUGGAGAUCAGCUUGCACUAUUUAGGUAUAUUAUCCCUUCCUCUCUAGCAAAUUUUGGAAAUCCCCCUUAUGGCUCUUCAAUUAUCAGCCAUCCUUACUGGCCAGAAAAUGAAAAAGAGAAAAAUGGAUGUAAAAGUUUAACCCACCCUAAAUACUCUGACGAGAACCACAAACCAAAUCAUUAUGUUACGAUUCUAAAGAUAGGACAAUGCUCAUACGCGACUAAAGUCCGUAAUGCCCAAAACAUCGGUGCUUCAGCAGUUAUAAUGAUUAAUGACUCACUUCCCCCCCUUUAAAUUGGAACUAAAAAUUUUGUUCCGAUUUAAAGGGAGUUAAUUUUUUUUUUUAAAAAAAAAAAAAAUCAAUAUAAAAUUUUUUAUAAAAAAAAAUUUAUAUAUAAAAAUUUAAAAAAAACAAUUCAAAAACUUAUCGAGUUAGAUUAAUAAAAUUUGUUUAAUAAAAUGCUAUUUACUCUUUAUCCUUUAAAACAAAGCAAGAUAUAACUAAAUUUUCAUUAUUAGUUAAUACGCCACUAUUAAUUGGCAUCAAAAUUAUUUGCACAAAAAUUAUUAUUUUUAUUGAUAAAAAUCAAUGUUUAAAUAAGAUGUUAGUUAUACUCUAUUCUUUAAAAUAAAGCAAGAAAUAAUUAAAUUUUUGAAAUUUUAUAAAGAAUUCCUAUUGAAUUUAUAUCAAAACUAUCCAAAUAAAAAAUAUAGAAAUUUUCCCUUAGAUGGCGCGGUUUGCCCUUGAUUUGCCCACUGAAAAAAAUUUUUGGUUCGACCAGUACCAUAUGGUUUGGUCAAACCAAAAAAUUUUUUAAGUGUGCAAAUCAAGGGCAAACAGUGCCAUCUAUGGGAAAAUUCUAUAUCAUUUUUAUCAAAAAAAAUAAUGAAAAAUUUUUAAAAAAAAAAUUAAUUUUUUUUUUAAAAAUUAGCAAUUAAGGAUAAUAAAUUUAUUUAAAUAAGAUGCUCUUUAUACUUUCUUCUUUAAACAAGAGCAAGAUAUAACUAAAUUUUGAAUUUUAGUUAAGAAGAAACAUUUAACUUAUAUCAAAACUUUUUAGAUAAAAAUUAUAUAUAAUUUUUUUAUUAUAAAAUUAAAUUUUGUUCCAAUUUAAAGGGGGGUUAAUUUACCAAAAAAGUGGAAAUUUUACCUAUAUUUUGUUCCAAUUUAAAGGGGGGGGGAGGGAGUCAGAUGAAGAUAUUUCUCAUAUCCUCAUGAUUGAUGACGGAACUGCUGGCAAUAUUUCUAUACCUUCCUUUCUCAUAAGCAAAUCAGAUGGCGAAAUUCUAUUGAAUUCAAUGACUGAGCUUGACUCUACAGACAUUGUCCUUAUUCUUAAAUUUGAAAUGAAUCAUCCAAGCAAUAAAGUUGAAUGGGAAAUGUGAAUGUCAAGCGAAAGUACAGCCACAAGAGAAUUUUUAGUUGAUUUCUCCCAAUAUGGGAAGAUGUUUGAUUUGGAUUCUGCAAUUAUGACGCCUCAUUAUGUCCUAUGGGUUUGUACAGAUUGCCAAGAUAAAAAUUUUACUGUUGAUCACCCUGAUUGUGUUGGGGGAGGAAGAUAUUGUGCUCCUGACCCAGAUUUUGAAGGACCAAGAAAUGGAAGAGAUAUAGUUUUUGAAGAUCUUACUCCCCCCCCCUCCGUGAGCGAACAAAAAAAUUUUGUUCGCUCACGGAGGGGGGUUAAUUUUUUUUUUUAAAAAAAAAAUAUAUAUAUAAAUUUUAUAAAAAAUAUAUUUUUUUCGAAAUUUAAAAAAAUCCUAAUUUGCAAAAUUUAUGUUUUAAAACGCAAUUUGUUUAAAAUUAAACAGAAUUAGCUCUAGAUUUCAUUAUACUAAUUAUCACUUAUAUAUCAAAAUUUUUUUCCAUUAAAAUUUUUUCUAUUAAAAAAAUUUUUGUUCACUCACGGAGGGUGGGUUUUUGGUCAAAAAAUGGCGAUUUUUCUAAUGGUUUUGUUCGCUCACGGAGGGGGGGGGGGGAGUUAGACAAAUUUGCAUUUAUAACCUUGGUAGAAGAAUUGGGAGAUUAGAUAUAUGAUGGAAUUAUAUAAAAGAGUUUAACAGACUUUGUGAAGAUUUUGAUUUUACAGAGAAAUGUGCAGGAAAAGCAAUGAAAAAAGCAAAAAUAGAUACUGCUGAUAUAAAUUAUUGCAUUCAAAGUAGCUUUGCAAACAGUAACUACGCAUUAGCUGAAAACUCAAUUCUUUUGAAAGAGAAAAAAAGGUUUCUUCAAGCAGGGAUCUCAUUUUAUCCUACAAUAAUAAUAAACAAUCAAACCUUUCGAGGAGAUCUAGAAGCAGAUGAAGUAUUAAACGCAAUUUGUGCUGGCUUCCAAACCCCUCCAUUAGUGUGUCCAUCCCACCAUAAUCCUCAGCACAAUCACAAAUACCACCGAAAAUCCCACGACAAAAUGAGUCUCUCCACAAUUUCCAUAAUCCUUCUCCUUCUCUUUAUAUCAUUAUCAUUACUCUUAUUCUUUUACAAAAGAUGUAUCCGCAGAGAACUCAACAUUGAAAUGAAAUCCCAAGUAAACUCCGUAAUAAGCCAAUAUAUUGCCUUAACCGAAACUAAUUAUAGUAAAGAAUAA
Molecule: messenger RNA, 2769 nt
Organism: Blepharisma stoltei
Lineage: Eukaryota; Ciliophora; Heterotrichea; Heterotrichida; Blepharismidae
Source: the annotation of a GenBank genome assembly